This is a messenger RNA of Thlaspi arvense, 1659 nucleotides long. The record is from the annotation of a GenBank genome assembly. NCBI's taxonomy places the organism in Eukaryota, Viridiplantae, Streptophyta, Magnoliopsida, Brassicales, Brassicaceae.
AAAACGCAUUAGCGUGUUAGCAUGAGAGAAAGAUGCUUUUGCCUAUAAAAAGAAAUGAAAAAAAAAAAAGAUUCUUUUGCAAAUGGUGCAAUAUUGCAGCAACGCUCUUGAGAUGUCCAUUCAUUAGAAGAGCAUUAAUGAAUUGCUCUCUUUUCUUCUAGUAUAACCUCUUCACUUGUGGAGCACAAUGAGAAAAAAAGGUACAUGGGAUAGAAAUAAAGACGAAGACACCUUAGCUAGAUAAAUAAAGCUGAUUAAGGGUCAGGAGCAACGGAUAGUUAAUGGUUUGAGUGGGCGUCAAAGUAAAAUAUAGAAAUUGUGGGGCGAAUUGAAGAAAUGUGGGAAGAAGUGAAGGGUGUAAUUGUAAUGCUGGUGGUUCAGUUUAUGUACGCAGGAAUGUUCGUUUUGUUUAAGUUAACGGCCAAAGACGGUGCAAAUCUCAGAGUCCUUGUGGCUUAUCGUCUCGUCUUCGCUACGCUUUCCAUGCUUCCGCUCGCCCUCAUCUUCGAAAGGGAGAAGCGGCCAGAAUUUACAUGGAGGCUGCUCUUAUUAGCAUUUCUUUCGGGGCUGCUCGGAGCGGCGAUACCAAAUUUUCUCUAUUUGCCGGGCCUGGCUCUUACAUCAGCUACAUUUUCGACUGCGGUCAGUAUCCUUGGUCCGUUGAUCACCUUGGUACUGUCAUUGGUUUUUAGGUUGGAAACUCUACGGCUGGGAUCGAACGAAGGGAGAGCUAAGCUGGUGGGAACGCUGCUUGGUGCCACUGGGGCCAUCGUGUUUGUAUUCUACAAAGGUGUUGAGAUUCAUAUCUGGUCAACACACGUUGACUUACUUAAAAGCUUGAACACUCAUCAAACAAAUAGCCGAGCCACUUCGAACCACCACAUCUCAAUCCCAGGGGUUCUUAUGGUUUUUGGCAGUAACAUUUCUUUCUCAUUUUGGUUACUAUUGCAGGCAAAAGAGAGAAUGCAAGACAAAACAGAGCUAUUGUUUAUUAAAUUGGCAAAAAUAGGCAAGGAACUUGGAGGACAUUGUUGGAACAUAAGUCUGAUGAAUGCGAUGGGAAGCUUGGUGUGCGUGGUUGUUGCACUCUGUUCGAAUCAUGACUGGAAUCAAUGGCGAUUAGGAUGGAACAUUAACCUCCUCACCACGAUUUAUUCGGGAGUCGUGGUUUCAGGACUGGCCAUGCCUCUUGUUGCGUGGUGCGUUAAAACAAAAGGGCCGUUAUAUGUUACGAUGUUUAGCCCUGUAAGGCUGGUGAUCGUAGCCCUAGCCGGAUCAUUUGCUUUAGAGGAAACGCUUCAUUUGGGAAGUAUAAUCGGUGCAAUGAUAAUGGUGGGAGGAGUAUACCUAGUGGUAUGGUGUAAAAUGAAGGAAGCCAAGAGUGUCUCUACGACACCGGACCACAUUGAAACAAAUAAGAAUAUCAAAGAAGUGAACCUUGGCAAUCUCUCAGCAGUUAAUAAUAGAGAUGUCCCGUGAAUCUACCAUAUGGCCGCAUCAUCAAAUAAAGUUUACCGCAGAAAUCUAAUAGAUACAGGAAUUAUAAAAUCCAUCUCUGAUUAGCUGAAUUUGUGUUUAGCCUUUAGAGUUUGGACUACUAAAUGGAGAAAUUGGACAAUAUCUUUCAUUUUCCCCUGUGACUUCAAUAUUAAAAAGCAC